Ostrea edulis (European flat oyster) is the source of this 3137-nucleotide messenger RNA. RefSeq lists its product as uncharacterized. Bases 214 to 1440 code for a protein of 408 amino acids. The record is from RefSeq and is a predicted model, not a curated record. NCBI's taxonomy places the organism in Eukaryota, Metazoa, Mollusca, Bivalvia, Ostreida, Ostreidae. The transcript is spliced from 7 exons.
UCGAUGCAAUGCAUAUUUUGUAAUGUGAAUGUUUUGGACUUUCGGCCGUUGUGAUAUCAGAUAUGAGUACCAUACAUUUUGGUAUGCCAGUCAAUGGGACUAUAUAUUUGAGUUACCAUACCCUGGUAAAACAUUUACCGUAUCCAGCAGUGAAUGACCUUUGUAAGGGUUUUUGUCAAGUUUAGGAAUCCAGUAUAGAUAGAUAAAAUCACCAUGUCGAUAACGAUCAUCACCGAGAUGUUUCUGCCUAUUAUAGUUGUUUUACCCAGUCUUCGUAAUGGAUUAACAUCCAAUGAAAACGGCACAUUAUCAAAGCCAGCCUACAUGGGUUUACAGUGGUUACAACAUUACAUCGUGUUUUCGGAGCUGAAGACUUGGUUGGAGGCGAGAGACGUUUGUAGAUCUGUUAAUGGUGUUCUACAGUUUUACAAAUGGAAUAGUGUGAACUGGUAUAUAAAGACAAAGGCGGGAAGAGCUGGCUGGCCAACUAACCAUGAUAUUUGGUUGGGUAUGACAAAAGACAAGAACAGUGAAAUAUGGUACACGGUCAGAAGCACUAAAUGUAUAGAACGAAACUUCACAAUUUCCGGACAUAAUCACUCUGAAAGACAGUGUGCCAUCCUGAACAUGUCCGUGAGCUCCCACGCUGACACAGACAACAUGAUUUAUGCUGAUUCAUGUGAUGCACAGCUGUUGGGAUUCGCGUGUCUGGUUCCUAAAGGACGAAUACCAAAAGAUGUGGAUGUUUAUCCCAUGUCGAAAGUGGUAGAGAAAGGAUAUAAAAGAAAGCGCUGGAAUGUAUCAUCGGAGGAAGAAUGUGCCAUCAAUUCGUUUUCUGUCUUUCACUGUUAUGCUGCCACUUAUUUUCCGGAAGAUGAAUAUUGUGUUGCUGAGUGUACACAGAUGACCAGUAUUCCGGAAACGGUUAUCCUAGUCAACUCUUCUAUCAACUCCACAGUUCUCCUCCGUACCCACAAUAAAGUUUCUAUCAAUCACAUUGUGUCAACUAAGUCAUCUACCAUCUCGGAUCAAUAUCCCUGUGUGUACGAAAGCACUACUACCAACACACCAAUAGUAUUCUCGACUAUCGACACGACGACUACAGGGGUGAAAAAAGUUACAAAUCACACAGCAAAUACACCGAUGUUUUACAACACAACCACAGACAAUCCUUCCCAAUGUCACUGUAUUUGUUCAACUAAUUCAGGGAAUAUCACAACGGAAGCGUUAAAUCAGAAAAUUAGCGAGAUCAAGAGAACACUGACCGUUAACAAAACCUCCCUAUCAUCAACAGUACGGAAGAAAACGUCGGCACCAGACAGUAGAACAUCCUCUGCAGGCAUGGGAGUUCUAGGAAUCUGUCUGAUAAUCAUACUGAUCACAGCGUUAGUAGCUAGUGACUUGUUCUGCUUCAUCUCCUUUCUUAAAUCUUUAAUAUAAUGAUUAUUUGACCUGGGAACAUUAUAGAUGCACUUCAUAGCGGAUUUUACUCUUUUAUGGUUACAUUGAAUACUAGUAUUCCUAAAUGUAUGAUAGGAGCAAUGGACAUAGUUUUAUUGGGGGGAAUAGAAACUCGGUUCGCGAAGUUUACAACAAAAGAGGAACUGCGAAAAUGGAUUUUGAGCGCCAAAUUCAAUGCAAAGAUGAGAUGAAUAUACGUUAAGGGUUUUAUUGAGUAAUUGUAUUAAAGGACUCUGACUCUUUUUAUAGAUAAUUAAGUUUUCUUAAUUCUGUUUCUGUAUGUUAUUGUUGUACUUGUGUUAAGCGCUUUAGAGUUUAGAUAGGGCGCUGUAUGUACGUUUAUCAUUAUUAUAAGAUUACGAAGUAAUAUGAAAACGCCAAUGAGAAUACUGCUCCCAAACGUGGCUCUGGUCGACAUUGAAAAGUAUUUACAUACAGUUGAUAUGAUCCUUGGGAACGACAAGAUAUGUAUGGCCUAAACUUGUAGGUUCUGGUUUAAUUUACUUCAUUUAUUAAGCUGUACAUUUAUUAAGUCAUACAUUUAAGGAUAGACGCACUAAUUCCUUUUAUAUAUAAUGUACUUCAUAUUGUUUUCUUCGGCGAAAAAAUCAACCACCAUAAUAGGAGAACAAUCAUUGUAUUUUGUGUUUAAGUAUGCUUACAGAACUAAAAUCAUUUACGACAUGCACAUUGUAUUUCUGGAUUGGUUUCAUAUUCUAAUGGGGAUCCGGGUUAGAGUAUAUCCUCAAUACCCUUUGCUUGUCAUAAGAGGCGACUUUAUUGGGGCUGUCCUUUGGAUGGGAUCGCAAAAACCGAGGUUCCGUGUCACAGCAGGAGUAGCACGAUAAAGAUACAUCUCUGCUCAAAGACCGUAAGCGCCGAGCAUAGUCCUAAAUUUUGCAGCCCUUCACCUGCACGUAUCCAUAUGAGUGAAAGAUUUUCAAGAGGGACGUUAAACAUUAUACAACCAACCAACCAAUCAUCUCAAAUGAAGAUGGUCAAUAUUUCUUUUACGAUGUGUCUUUUUUCAUUUUGUAAACUGAGAACUGUAUUACUAAUAUUAAACUUUCAAAAAUAUGUGUGUGAAAUCAACGCAAUAAUGUGGUAGUACAAAUCUAUUCUUAUAUAUUUCUUAUGUAUUUUAUCGUUUUCGGAUGAUUAUUAUUUAAGUAUCGUAAAUAUUUAAUAUCCUAAAUUUUCUAAAAAGAUUCAAUUGGAUUUCUACUGGACUUAGUUGAUUUUCUUAUGCACAUUGGAUUGAGUUGAUUUUUGCAACAUUGUAAUUUAUUUAGUACUAUCCAGUAAUCCUGAUUUACUUUUAAGUAUACACUGCAAGUUAUCGUUCAAACAGAACAGUGUACAUUUUCAUUUUAUUGAAGAUCUCUGCAGCCUGCAUCAGCUGUAUCUUAUAUGUAAAGAAUCAUGUGUAUUAAUGUCUUACUUUACUACAAUAUGUUUGUGUAUGCCACAUAUUUUUAAUUAUAAUGUUUAUACUUUAUUGUAUUUUAGCUGUUAAAGUAUGUUUUCAGAAUUUGUAAGAUCAAAGUUCAACUUUUUUUUUAUGAUUAUGAUUGUAUGUUGUAAACGGUAUGAAGUUUUAAAAAAUGUACAAUUGUAUAUUUUGUCUUAUUCAUCUCAAUCGUUUUGUUUUUAGGUAAAUGUCCUAAAAUUUUCCA